Hemicordylus capensis (graceful crag lizard) is the source of this 1987-nucleotide messenger RNA. It is a transcript of the gene PPP6C, whose product is annotated as protein phosphatase 6 catalytic subunit. Gene Ontology annotation, molecular function: protein serine/threonine phosphatase activity. The record is from RefSeq and is a predicted model, not a curated record. Bases 47 to 1255 code for a protein of 402 amino acids. Gene Ontology annotation, cellular component: cytoplasm. Gene Ontology annotation, biological process: peptidyl-serine dephosphorylation; G1/S transition of mitotic cell cycle. NCBI's taxonomy places the organism in Eukaryota, Metazoa, Chordata, Lepidosauria, Squamata, Cordylidae. The transcript is spliced from 7 exons.
CCGGAAGGAGCCGCCCCCUGCGUCCAGCCGGGAGGAGAAAGCCCGGAUGUCGCGUCCGAGUGAAGCCCAACCCACCGGAAGUCUGCACUCUCACUUCCGGUCGGCAGGUUCGCUUUCCCUCCCGCGGAGGGAGGGAGCUAAACGCGAAGAAGAAUCAGUUUCUAGUAUCUUUGUUAUUCUGCCAAGAAGAAAAGGCCUUCGGGGAGCUCGCGCGGCCGGCGUCCCAGGGAGCCCAUUGGCCGGAGCACCGCCGGGACCCGCUUCCGGUCCCUGCUCUCUCCUUCCCCCCAUCUCCCUGUCUGCUCUCUCUUCCCCCCCCCCCACUUCAGAGCCCAAAAUGGCGCCCCUAGACCUGGACAAGUACGUGGAGAUUGCGCGGCUCUGCAAAUACCUGCCCGAGAACGACCUCAAGCGCUUGUGUGACUACGUGUGUGACCUCCUGCUGGAAGAAUCUAACGUGCAGCCUGUUUCAACACCGGUUACAGUCUGUGGAGACAUACAUGGACAGUUUUAUGAUUUAUGUGAGUUGUUCAGAACUGGAGGUCAAGUUCCGGACACAAACUACAUAUUUAUGGGCGACUUUGUAGACAGAGGUUACUACAGCCUUGAGACGUUCACUUAUCUUCUUGCUCUGAAAGCCAAAUGGCCGGAUCGCAUCACCCUUUUGCGUGGAAAUCAUGAAAGCAGACAAAUAACACAAGUGUAUGGAUUUUACGAUGAAUGCCAGACCAAAUAUGGUAACGCUAACGCUUGGAGAUACUGCACCAAAGUAUUUGACAUGCUCACCGUUGCCGCGUUGAUAGACGAGCAGAUCCUUUGCGUCCACGGGGGCCUCUCUCCAGACAUCAAAACACUGGAUCAGAUCCGAACCAUUGAGCGCAACCAAGAGAUUCCACACAAAGGAGCUUUUUGUGACCUUGUCUGGUCUGACCCAGAAGAUGUCGACACCUGGGCUAUUAGUCCCCGGGGUGCAGGCUGGCUUUUUGGGGCAAAAGUCACCAAUGAGUUUGUCCACAUCAACAACCUAAAGCUCAUCUGUCGCGCCCACCAGCUGGUGCACGAAGGCUAUAAAUUCAUGUUUGAUGAGAAACUGGUCACGGUAUGGUCUGCUCCAAACUACUGCUACCGCUGUGGAAAUAUCGCCUCAAUCAUGGUCUUUAAAGAUGUAAAUACCAGAGAACCAAAGCUCUUCCGGGCAGUCCCAGACUCAGAACGUGUGAUCCCUCCACGAACGACCACACCGUAUUUCCUCUGAAACAUUGCUCAGCCCUUCUUCGUACUGUGUUUUUUUGGCCUCCGAGACACACUUUUUAUCAAGCACUUUGCUGCUGAAAUGCUGCCUCUUGCCUCUUCUUUAUUUUUAAAUUAUCUACGUGUUGGAUGUUUGUAUUGAUGCUCCCCUCCCUCCCUCCCUCCCAUUCCUCUUGAUUCUCCCCCCCGCCCCAGCUCCCAGACUUAAUUUGCUCUUCGUUCUUGCAUAUUUAUGUUUUUUUUUUCUUAGGGAAAACCAUCUUUUUCCCUUAAAAAAAAAUUAAAAUGAAGCAAGAAAGAUAUCAGAACUGGUCCAAUCUGCUUAUUUCACCCAGGGGUUUGUCUUUGGGGAGGCCAUAUUAUUAUUUCGGACAAGAUUUUAAGGAAUUUCAGCAGCAAAGUUGUAUUUAGGGUGAGACUUUGGAUUCCAGUGGCCGCACAAACGUGCCCAAAAUAUACCAGCGAAUGGUCCUAGUUUGUAUCUUGUUUUAAGUCCGUAUAAGUAAAUGGUCUAAAAGGCUGCCCUGAUCUUGUUUGGGGGCUUGUUUUUAUUUUUUAGGAUUCAAACUAAAAUAGAAAAAGAAAAGAAAAAACCCACCACAGGUAUUUGAAUUUGUACAUUAAAAUAAUUGUUCCUGAUUCUUUUCAGAUACCUUGUAUUUUUUAAUAAAGUCAUAUCUUGAACUUGGCCUCUAGGUUAAACAUUCAAAAUAAAACCAUACGUUGUUGAUGUAAA